Molecule: messenger RNA, 1734 nt
Organism: Colletotrichum karsti
Lineage: Eukaryota; Fungi; Ascomycota; Sordariomycetes; Glomerellales; Glomerellaceae
Product: GMC oxidoreductase
Exons: 6
Coding region: 1-1734 (577 amino acids)
Molecular function (GO): flavin adenine dinucleotide binding; oxidoreductase activity, acting on CH-OH group of donors
Source: RefSeq, a predicted model, not a curated record
AUGGGUUCUAUUCCUCAGGAUAUUGUUUAUGACUUUGUCAUUUGCGGCGGCGGCACUUCCGGUUGCGUCGUAGCAAGCAGGCUUGCCGAGAGCCCCAAUGUGAGCGUUCUCUUGGUUGAGGCAGGCGAACACAGCAAAGACCUUGAGAAUGUACACAUGACAGGAGGCUGGUCCCAACUCUUCGAUAAGGAGACCGACUGGAACGUCAUCAGUGAGCCAAAGGCGGCUGUCAACAAUCGACAAGUGAAGCUCAGUCGCGGCAAGUUCCUGGGCGGCUGCUCCGGCUGCAACGGAACUCUCUGUAUUCGUGGCGCGAAGCAGGACUACGACGAUUGGGGUGUCGAAGGAUGGAGUGGCGAUGACUUCUUCAAGUACAUUCGUAAGGCUGAAAACUUCCAUGGCAAAGAUUGGUUCAAGGCCUCUGGGGAUCAUGGUACCGAUGGACAUCUUGACAUCGAGCCGCAUGACCUGGCGCCGAUCUCCAACCUGAUCAUGGACUCCAUGGUCGAUAAAGGUCUUCCGUUGGAUCACGAUAUGUUCAGUCACGGCAACAACCCCCACGGAUGCGGCCAUGCUCCUAGAACAGUCUUCAAGGGCACUCGUACCACCGCUGCCAACUUUGUCACGAACGGCAACGCAAGGAGCAACCUCCAUGUUUUGACAGAGACACACGUCGACAAGGUCAUCAUUGAAAACAUCGAUGGUCAACUGAGGGCCACCGGUAUCCGCGGUGUAAAGGCGGAUGGAUCCUCCGUCGACAUCAAGGCCACCAAGGAAGUCAUUGUCAGUGGUGGCGCCUACUGCAGUCCCAAUAUUCUCAAUCGGUCUGGCGUGGGCGCCAAGGAGGAGUUGGAGAAGUUUGGUAUCCAGACCUUGGUCGACUUGCCUGGUGUCGGCAAGAACUUGAUGGACCAUCUUAUUGUCUUUAUGUUUUACGAGACCGAAAAGGAAGGUAUCACCAACGAUCACCAUGUUUACCACGGCGACAACUUCGCAAAGACAUAUGCGCUCUGGAAGGAUCACAAGGCCGGCUUCUUGUCAACCUUUCCCUUCGGCGCAUUCGCCUACGCUAGACUUGAUGAGCGUCUUGCUGACUCUGAUCUGUGGAAGAACGCGCCUCGCAACGAAGGAAGGGAUCCAAUGGGCCUGACGCCGAAACAGCCCAACAUCGAGUUCUUCACCACGGAGUGCUAUGGCGGCCCAAAGCAGUACGACCAAUUCCCUACUGACGGAAAACACGCUUUUAGCAUGAUUGCAGAGCUGUUCGCCCCGAAGUCCAGGGGAACAGUUACGCUCCGCAGCACUGAUGCGAAGGCGGUUCCUGUCGUUGACACCAACUACCUCGCCGACCCUCUCGAUGUCGAGGUCCUUGCCGAGGCAUGCCGGUUCGGCAACGAGAUCAUCAUGGAAGGAAAGGGUACGAAGGACAUUGUGAAGGGUUCCUGGCCCAGCGAUCUUGUGCAUCACAAAUACAAGACUCGCGAGGAGUGGGUUCCCUACGUCAAGGAUAACGCGACGACUUGCUACCACGCUGCUGGUACAUGUGCGAUGGGUAAGGCGGACGAUCCCAAGGCUGUAGUGGACUCGACUCUUACCGUCAAGGGCAUCAAGGGUUUGCGUGUUGCUGAUUGCAGCAUCAUGCCGACUCUGAAUGGAGGACACACUCAAAUGCCGGCUUACGGCAUUGGAGAAAAGGCUGCCGACCUCAUCAAGGAAUCAUGGAAACUCAAAUGA